AUGACACCUCAAGGAACAUCGGGGGUCCCAAGGCAGGGGUGCAACUCCGGUCACCAACGUCCUAGCAGCUCCACUCUGGGCACCCACGCGCCUGCCGGGGCCCACCUGGCCCUCGACCUGGAGGCCUUCCGGUGGCCGGCCGCGUACCACGCCAAUCGUCUGUGGGAGCAGCUGCGGCAGUUCUGGGCCGACCACUUCUCGCGGCGCUUCUCGCCGCGGCGCCCGCCACUGCGCCGCAUCUCCUCCAUGUCCACCUUCUACCUCCUGGAGCACAGCGCGCGCCAGGCCGAGCUGGGCCUCAGCUACGACGCGCCGCGCACGCGCCUGGACGAUCGGGCGUUCGUGUUCCGCAGCGGCCGCUGGGCCGCGGAGGGCCAGCCGGGGCGCUCCGGGACGCCGUCGCGCCCGCCGACCGGCCCGGGCGGGAAGGCGCAGGUGCCGCGCGUCCGCAGCCAGGAGUUGCUGGAAGAGAACAACUACCUGCGGCUGCAACAGCAGGUGCUCAUGGACAUGCUGACCGAGACCACCGCGCGCCUGCAGCUGCUGGAGGCGGCGCUGGACCGCGAGGCCUGCUCAGCGGCCCCGGCGCGCGUUUGGCAGGCGCGCAGGCGUGGGCGGCGUGCUCGCAUAGCAGACCCCGUGACGCAAUAAAUCCAUGCGGCGCACGCGCGCCUCC
This is a messenger RNA of Phyllostomus discolor (pale spear-nosed bat), 676 nucleotides long. It is a transcript of the gene CBY3, whose product is annotated as chibby family member 3. Lineage: Eukaryota; Metazoa; Chordata; Mammalia; Chiroptera; Phyllostomidae. The transcript is spliced from 2 exons. Bases 1 to 651 code for a protein of 216 amino acids. The record is from RefSeq and is a predicted model, not a curated record.